Anolis sagrei ordinatus is the source of this 1572-nucleotide messenger RNA. RefSeq names its product POU class 3 homeobox 3 (gene POU3F3). Lineage: Eukaryota; Metazoa; Chordata; Lepidosauria; Squamata; Anolidae. Gene Ontology annotation, molecular function: RNA polymerase II cis-regulatory region sequence-specific DNA binding; DNA-binding transcription factor activity, RNA polymerase II-specific. Gene Ontology annotation, cellular component: nucleus. Gene Ontology annotation, biological process: regulation of transcription by RNA polymerase II; brain development. The record is from RefSeq and is a predicted model, not a curated record.
CCUCACGCAUUUCUGGGCGGCGGAGGCUGGCGGAGGGCGCGGUGGAGGGGGCGCCGGAAGGCCAGCAGCGGCGGCGGCGGCGUCGACGGUGGCGAGCAUGGCCACGGCGGCCUCCAACCCCUACCUGCCCGGCAACAGCCUCCUCUCGGCGGCCGGCGCCAUCGUCCACUCGGACGCCGCGGGCAUGCAGCCGGGCAGCGUGGCCGUCACCUCCGUCGCCGGCGGAGGGGGAGGAGGAGGCGGAGGAGGAGGAGGCGGCGGGGGCGGAGGGGGCAACGGCGGCGCGAACAACGGCAACAACGGAUACCGGGGCGACCCUUCCUCGGUGAAGAUGGUCCAGAGCGACUUCAUGGUCCAGAGCAAUGGCGGCCAUAUGCUGAGCCAUGCCCACCAGUGGGUCACCGCCUUGCCCCACGCCGCCGCCGCCGCUGCGGCCGCCGCAGCCGCAGCCGCCGCCGAAGCCGGGUCGCCGUGGUCCAGCAUGAGCGGCAGCCCGCAACAGCAACAGCAACAACAGCAACAACAGCAGCCCGACGUGAAGGGUGGCGGCGGCGGGCGGGAGGACUUGCUGCACCACCGCCCGCCCCACCUGGGCCCGCCGCCGCCGCCCCCCCACCAGGGCCACUGGGGCGCCAUGGCCGGGCAGCAGCAGCAGCAGCAACCGCAGCAGGCGCCGCUCCUCUACUCGCAGCCCGGCGGCUUCACGGUGAACGGCAUGCUGAGCCCUCCGCCGGGCAGCCAGGGCCUGGGCGUGCACCCGGGCUUGGUGCGCGGAGACACGCCGGAGCUGGGCGAGCACCCGGGCCACCACCACCACCACCAGCACCACCACCACCACCCGCACGCGCACCACGGCGGAGGCGGGGGAGGCGGCGGCGGCGGCGGGGGAGGGGGCCUCAACAGCCACGACCCGCACUCCGACGAGGACACGCCGACCUCCGACGACCUGGAGCAGUUCGCCAAGCAGUUCAAGCAGCGGCGCAUCAAGCUGGGCUUCACGCAGGCCGACGUGGGCCUGGCGCUGGGGACGCUCUACGGCAACGUCUUCUCGCAGACCACCAUCUGCCGCUUCGAGGCCCUGCAGCUGAGCUUCAAGAACAUGUGCAAGCUGAAGCCGCUGCUGAACAAGUGGCUGGAGGAGGCCGACUCCUCCACGGGCAGCCCCACCAGCAUCGACAAGAUCGCGGCGCAGGGCCGGAAGCGCAAGAAGCGGACCUCCAUCGAGGUGAGUGUCAAGGGCGCCCUGGAGAGCCACUUCCUCAAGUGCCCCAAGCCCUCGGCCCAGGAGAUCACCUCGCUGGCCGACAGCCUCCAGCUGGAGAAAGAGGUCGUCCGCGUCUGGUUCUGCAACCGGCGGCAGAAGGAGAAGCGCAUGACCCCGCCGGGCAUCCCGCAGCAGGCGCCCGACGACGUCUACUCCCAGGUCGGGAACGUCAGCGCGGACACGCCGCCCCCGCACCACGGACUCCAGGGCGGCGUGCAGUGAGAGGGAGGCAGGGAGAGAGAGGGAGAGGGAGAAAGGGGCAGGCAGGCACCAAAGGGAAAGAAGGGAGAGAGGGAAAAGGAGAAGGA